Aureococcus anophagefferens is the source of this 2043-nucleotide messenger RNA. RefSeq lists its product as hypothetical. The record is from RefSeq and is a predicted model, not a curated record. Gene Ontology annotation, molecular function: histone H3K79 methyltransferase activity. Gene Ontology annotation, biological process: regulation of cell cycle. Lineage: Eukaryota; Pelagophyceae; Pelagomonadales; Pelagomonadaceae. The coding region runs from base 1 to 2043 and encodes 680 amino acids. The transcript has 3 exons.
AUGGCGGCGCUCAAGGUCGCCGGCAUCGACCAGAUCAAGGCGACCGUCGUGCCGGACAUCCGCGACCACCAGGCCUACCUCGCGGAGCGCGCGCCCGCGGAGCGCGAGGGCUUCGAGAGCAGCGCCGGCCACAAGCUCUUCAAGCAUUUGUACGCCCCCUGGCCCAAGACGCUGGGCAAGAAGGCGAGCCGCCUCGCGCGGGAGGAGAACGAGUUCACGCACUCGUCGCUCGUCUACGGCGAGGUCGAGUACGAGCCCUUCGUGGCGCUGCUGGGGGUCCUGUUGGAGGACGGUUUAAGGCCGGGCGGCGUCUUCGUCGACGUCGGCUGCGGCGCGGGCAAGGCCGUCUUCGCGGCGGCCAUCGGCCACGACUUCGACAAGGUCGUGGGCAUCGAGAUCCUCGAGCGGCUCCACGCCAUCAACGCCGACGAUUUGCUGCCGCGGUUCGAGACCCACGUGCGGCACGAGGUCAUGCCGGAGCGCCGCCAGCACUGCGACGUCGAGUUCGUCCUCGGCGACGCGACGGUGCUCGACUGGGCCGAGGCGCGCGUCGUCUUCGCGAACUCGACGUGCUUCGACGAGGCGCUCAUGGCGCGGCUCGCGGACCGCGCGGCCGCGCUCGCGCCGGGGACGUACUUCGUGACGACGACGACGGCGCUCCCGAGCGACCGCUUCGAGCUCCGCUGGAAGGGCUUCAUGCGCGAGACCUGGGGCGACGCCACGGUCUUCGUCCAGCGCCGCCGGGAGCCCGGUGAGGGCGAGGACGCGGAGGACGCGUCCGUCGCGAGCUCCGUGAACGCGCUCCUCCGGGGCUCGCUCCGCAACCUCAAGCUCAACGCGACGCGCGAGCGCGCGGCGCCGCGCCGCGGGUACCAGUUGAUGACGCGGUUCGGCUCGUUCUCCUCCGGCGGGAACAUGACCGCAGCCCGCGCGUUGGCAGCGUUGCUGGCGGCAGCCGUCGUCGUCGCCGACGACCCGCCGCGCGUCAUGGCCUGGACGCCCAGCGGCCGCGACGGCUUCGGGUCCCAGUACUUUGGCCACAUGGCCGUCUUCGGCGCCUGCCGGCGCGUCCCGGGCAACGGCUGCUGCUACGUGCACCAGCCCAUCUCCAAGGUCGAGCACGGCCUCGCCGUCCACUCGGCGGAGCAGUUCACGGGCAUGCGGAGCGACGCGCGCUGCGCGGACCACUCGCCGAGCGGCCGGCAGCGGCCGGCCAAUUUGGUCGUGCCGCAGUUCCCCAAGCCCAUGGAGGUCAAGUGGUACUUCCUCCGGGACCCGGACGUCCGCAGGGAGCUGCGGGCCAUGUACGACGCCGGCGCGGGGAAGGCGGGCCUCGAAGAGCACGACUGCGCGUACCGGAUCCACGUGCGCCGCGGCGACCACGGGUCGCGGCCGGGCCACGCGGGCGUCAUCGGCAACGGCUCCUACGCGUGCCUCGCGCGGUCCAUCCUGCGCGCCGACCCGGGCGCGAAGAUCUGCGUCUACAGCGAGGGACACGUCGGCGACUUUGGCGAGCUCGGCGCCGUCGACGGCGUCGCGUUCCACCUCGGCGGCGACCCCUACGAGACGUUCCACAACUUUGUCACCGCGGAGCACCUCUUCGUCGCCCACAGCCUGUUGAGCGGCGCGGCGGCCGUGUUGGCCGUCCAGGCGCGCAUCUACACGGUGCCCUACGAGCCGACGAUGUCCGCGGCGCUCGCGGAGUGCUGGCCGGGCGACUGCGACUGCGGCGGCUACUACAAGCGGAGCCGACAGUGCUGCAAGGCGCCGAACCGCAAGGUCGUCGAGGUCAUGGACGGCACGGACGUCUGGACCAUGUUCGGCCUCUCGGCGGCGCGCGUCGCGGACGAGCGCGCGCGCAACGACACGUCCUGGGCGCCCAAGGCGCCGUCCAUCUGGCCCGACUGGUGGCCCGACCCCGUCGAGGAGCACCGCAAGAAGCUCGAAGCGCGGGCCAGGGCGAAGCGGGACCGCGAAAACCAGGCGACGGCGCCCCUGGCGCCCUGGGCGAGCGACCCCGCCGUCGCGAAGCACCUCGGCUAA